AUGGAGAUUCACGAUGGCAGCGCAAAGGUGUCGUCACCCCUAGAGCCGCACCAUCGCGUCUAUUCCAUUGAGUCACCACUUGAUCUUCCUGGACAUCGUCGUCGAUCAACCAACCAUGACCACGCUUCGGCUACGACAACCCCAGGAGGACAUCUUCCUUCGGAGAGGGCAUCAACGCCUCUAGACCGUGCUUCGGGGUACAUGGGCUUUACCAGCUACUCGUCAGUCUUUGAAGAGACGCAAAAUAGUCUUUCCAUGCUUCAGGGGUUCCAAGCCUGGCUGCCCCAGCCAACAAACGCCAGGCUAAGACAGGGCGAGGGCACCGAAGAACUCCCCAGGUACCUUUGCUCGCCGACAAAGGAGAUGUCCCUUGUCGUGCUUCGGGCUAUCCCGUCCCCGAACAUGGGCUAUAUUGAAAUUGUCAAGGACUCUCCAUUCUACCGAGAUGGCUGGCUCAGGGUGACGGCGCGACGUGUGCUCUCGGAUUUACACGAGAGGUUCGGCUCGUAUCUAGGGCCUUGCCGUGUGGACUCCCAGCUUGAAGACAUUGCGCUUUUCUUGAGUGAUAACACAACUAAGCCAUUCAUAGAGGGCGAGCCAGACCCUGAGAAAUGGAUCGGCCAGUUCACGGGGCCCAAUUUGAGAUGGGAGUCACUCGGACUCAUUUUUAGCUACGGCGCACUAACCUUUCUGGACGUCAACAAACCAAACAGUGGAUUUGACAGCAAUGCGGCCAAAAAAGAAUGGGAAGAGAUAUCUCGCGUCUCCCUUGGUCUUUGCAUGGACCUGAGCAGGAGAUUUGCAUCGGCGAACAGCCUGUUAGCUCACCUUUCGCAGCGGCGAAGCACACUGGAAUCCAUCCACGCGGGAGAUGCUAGCUAUUCCACAUGGAGGAGCGGAGCAGAGUCAGUGGCUUUGGCGACAUUCCUUGGGAUGCAUGCCGAGUCCAAUUCCCCGUCCUACGAGCCGUCAUUGGCUUCUGAGUCUCGACGGAGCCUUUUUGCUCAGAUGUUUGUCGGGGAAAAACACGCAGUCUUGUUCACGGGUCGGCCGCCCAGAAUCUCGCACCGAUAUGCGUUUACACCCCUUCCCUUGGACCUGCGGGACGAGGAUCUGCUUGAGGGGGGCGAGACUCUUAGGGCGGCUGUGAAGGCUCUGGAUGAGAACGGAUGGAAUACGAACGGGAAGGUGUACCCUACGACUUUUACUCGAGCGAGAUACAUUAUAGCGCUUAUACGAGAUGAGUUGGUUGAACUUGGUAUAGGCAAAACCAGGCAGAAAGUUGCCAGUGUUCUUCUUCGUGAUCUCAAAGAGCGGCAACAUGAGGCUGUCAAGGAGUUCCCUGCGACGAUAGCCUACAAUCCCGCUGAUUUUAACGACCCCGAUAUCAACGUCAAUCUGAUCGUUGCGCGAAUAAUACUGCAUCUUGAGGAGCUGGAAAAUUUGUUCCUUAUUGAGCGAGUGCUGUCAAAGCACGGUGAGGCGGAUGAAGGAGGAAUAUUGCUCAUUGCCUUCCAGCUCGUGUCGUUGACGCUGUUGUUCUGGACUCACAAGGAUCGCUUUGCCCCUUUUAGGAAUGACUUUGAGUGGCUGGUCAUGGCCUUUGCAACGCCCAGCGGUGGCAUCCUUUGCAUGGAGCUCCUCAACCCCACGUUCAAGGGAAGUCAUCCAAAGAACCCCUCCAUAACACGAUCCAACAUCAUCCAGCAGCUCAGCCUCCUCAUAGGCUUCCUUGAAUGGAUUGACCCCUCUAGACCGAAUAGCGACUUAUGUGCGACGACGAGCGCCGUGAUGAGGCGCGUGCUGGACCAUGUUCUUAACACUGCUAACGAGAACAUGAGUUGGCGGCCGGAAGCAAUGGACAACAUGCAGCUUGACUUUAGCUUUGAGCUCUUCGAUACGUUUGAUUGGAUGAAACAUGAUGUGAUGACGAACCCGGCGAUGGGGAAUUGA
Molecule: messenger RNA, 1953 nt
Organism: Trichoderma virens Gv29-8
Lineage: Eukaryota; Fungi; Ascomycota; Sordariomycetes; Hypocreales; Hypocreaceae
Exons: 4
Coding region: 1-1953 (650 amino acids)
Biological process (GO): DNA-templated transcription
Cellular component (GO): nucleus
Molecular function (GO): DNA binding; zinc ion binding
Source: RefSeq, a predicted model, not a curated record